Bombus impatiens (common eastern bumble bee) is the source of this 1058-nucleotide messenger RNA. RefSeq lists its product as uncharacterized. The record is from RefSeq and is a predicted model, not a curated record. The coding region runs from base 240 to 578 and encodes 112 amino acids. The transcript has 3 exons. Lineage: Eukaryota; Metazoa; Arthropoda; Insecta; Hymenoptera; Apidae.
CAGGUACUCAUAUGUCAGAGGCAGCAGUAAAUAAGCAAUUAGCUGAUAAAGAAAGAAUAGCAGCAGCUCUUGAAAAUAAUCAUCUACUUGAAGUGAUUAAUCAAUGUAUUGGUAUAAAAUGUUAAUAUUAUCUAAAAAGGUCUGUUGGUUUAAGACGAUAAUACAUAGCUGUGUGAGAUUUCACGUGAACAAAAACAGAUUAAAGAAAGAAGAAGAAAAAAAUCGUGAAACGGAGAGGAAUGGCAGAAGACGGCACGGUUCUAAUUACAGAUCCACAUUGUCAGCGAAGGUCUCUAACCACCAUGCUUUGGCACCGACUGUCAAUUUCUCCACAAAAUAAUUCGUUAUCUGAAGAACUAAAAUUCAUAUCUACGAGAAAGUCAUCACGUAACACCAACCGUUGUGACAAAAUAACGAAUCGAACCUUCGAAACCUCCCAAGAACCUGGUAUUCGUCGCGUAGAGUGUAGAAGAUUGAAGAUCGCUUCUUCGACAGGAUUACCCACUUUACGCCCGGGUAGCAGGUCAACCAGGGCGAAAGAUAAUGGGAUUGAGCGUUCUUCGAAAAGAACAAGAUAGUGAAGCUGUCACAGGAGAGGAAUGACACCAAGUUCAGCCUUGUGUCAACGUCGUAUCGGGAUCCCUUUGAUCGUGCCGAUAAAACCUGGUUAGUACAGAAUUUUCGUGAAGACGAACACCUAGUUAGACGAAGUCAUUUUUGCUGAGAAAGCUGACCGUCCAUUACGUAUCAGUGUUCCAUUAAUUACAAAUCGUAAUAAUUAUUUUGGUUAGGAUCUAUAACCUUGUCUGAGAUUAUAUUAUGUGACGAUUCAUUUUGAUCAAUACAAUGAUCUGAUUUGUAGUCCAUAAGACUUCGUGUUUACGUAAGUUUAAAUUUCUGAAUGAGUUCUGUUCGUUUUCUGAAAUGACUACGCACUUUAUAUAGUGGACAAAGGAAAGUGUAAAAUUGAUAAUUGGACAUAUGAAAAUUAACAACUUUUGUACUAGACUUUUUUAAGAUAUCAUCCAUUCUUUCAUCUAUAUAUUAUAUCUAUUCAU